Molecule: messenger RNA, 1604 nt
Organism: Exophiala xenobiotica
Lineage: Eukaryota; Fungi; Ascomycota; Eurotiomycetes; Chaetothyriales; Herpotrichiellaceae
Exons: 3
Coding region: 226-1110 (294 amino acids)
Source: RefSeq, a predicted model, not a curated record
UGUAUAUCCUCGGCAAGCUCGUGAAAGUAUUCUUUGAAAAAAAGGAAAGAGAGAGAGACUUUCAGGGCAAAGGCGAACCAAGAGAGAGUCGCUCACUUGGAAGCAGCAGCAGUGAACCAUUUCAGCCGUGCAUACUCGGGACUCUUCUGUGACCCAGUCUUCUUCGUUGGUGGUGUCUCUCGAAGAAACCGGGAAAGCGUCCGACGCAGACACAGACGGGAGCGCAUGAUGGCCACCGCCGCAGCGGGUACGAGUACGCCGACCAAGGAGCAUUGGGAUCAGCUCUGUCGAGAUGUCAAGAGUAAUUUGUUGGCAGAGAUGGGCGAGGAGAGCUGGUAUCUGAUCAUUGCCACGGCUCUCACCGUCUCACCACGGCCAAACCUCCUCGCCGACUUCUGGACAUAUCUCACCACGAACGACCCGUCCUUCUCGACAGCCGACGCCCAAUCCCGCCUUUCCACACGCCUCGGCGACCUGCUCUUGAAGCAACUCACCCUCAUUGGCGCACCCCAAGUCCUCAGCGCACUUAUCCCUCUCGCCAAAGUCCAGACAGCCGGUCAGGGCGAGGAGCAAAGAGGCGAGUUGGACAUACAGCAAUGGUCUUCCAUAUCCCUCCCGCACCUGCACACCCGCGGCAUCGAAACUAUAACAUCCAUCUACGGUACCCUCUGGCCGCGCAUCUUCAGCACAUUCGGGCCCUAUCGGCAACAAAUGGGCCUGCACGAACUCACCGUCGUUUACGGCAUGUACCUGUCCGACUUCACCCACCUCACGCCGCUCGAGACGGAAGCCGUAGUGUACACAAAUAUCACGUGCCAAGGGCUCGCGGGCCCGAGUCUGUGGCACGUCCGCGGCCUCGGCAGAGUAUUGGGGGCGAGAGGCACGGACGACGACAGCGAGAAGGUGAGACGCGUCAAGGACGUUAUCCGCGGUGUCAAGGUUGCUGUUGCGGCCACCGUCGAGUUUGUCGGAGACGAGUAUGUCAGAAGGAGUAGGUUGGACGGUGGGAGUGAUGGCACGCAGGGCUGGCCGAACGUGGGCGACGUGGUUAGGGAGUUGGGAGGGUGGGGGAAGGAUGGACCUGAACCUGAACCCGAACCCGAAUCUUGAACUUGAAUAUCUUGGCAUCCAUCAACCGAGACUGUAUACCAGAGGCUCAAACGGGAAAGGUAGCGAGAAGAUUGGAUGGUAGGAAAUGAGCCUGUUGUCAGAUAAGUAAUUGAAGGGAAAGAAAGCCGGUGCAGCUUGCGAACUAGUGAUGAACGAUGCAGCAGGGACGCGGAGUUGAGUUGAGGCAAGGCCAUCAGGGGGUCUCUGGCGAGGUUAAGACGAGAAAGUCGAGCGCCCUUGCCUAGUGUGACCAGACUCAGUGCGACAAGAAAAGCCGGACAAGAGGAUGCACCAGGACGGAGAGCCGAGAGCUGUAGGGGCAUUCGUCGUGACGAGCCUGGAUUCUUUGGGGAGAAGGAGCGCUAUAUACCUCCAGCCCACUAACGUAGAGAUGGCAGUGCAAAAACCAUGGUACUCUGCAUAGCAAGUAUAGAUAGACUUGGGGAAUGAUUGUCUUACACUCGCUGGCUCGCUGGGAGGUCACGGGUACAACA